ACGUGUCGUAGUACUAGUAUAGUAACGUUUGCCGGCUUCAUUUCAUAGAGGCAGUAGAACAAACUUCUUGGUUUUUAAAGUUCAUUCAAGGAAUCUAAGAGGGGUAUCAUUGUGCAAGCAUCUGUAACUACAAUCAAAUUUAAAAGUAUUACUUCAAAGUCAUGGAAGGACCCAGCUCAAGUUCCACAGCUACACAACUUGAUACAGAUCCUCAACCAGGGUAUACCGCAAGGGGGCACAAGUUAACACAGGACACUCCUUAUGUUUCGGAAAUAAAAGGAGAACCAGUAGUGCAGGCUACAGAUAGGCAGACAUCCUCUUACCCACCCAAUCAUCCAAGAAAUUCAGUUCACCUGGAGAAGGAUGCGGUGCCAGUCACCACAGAAUGUACAGCUAUCUCAAAAGAAGGAGAUCAAAGGCUUCCCCCUAAAGAAAAUUCAUUUGAAGAACCCAAAGAUGGCUCUAUCAAAAAUUCCCAUGUUGGCUCCCAUAAAGAUUUACCAAAAGUUGAAUGUAUUCCGAACAAUGAUAUUGACAAUGAAGAUUUCCGAGAACCCAAAAACACAUUUUGCACCAGAGAUAAUAAGAGUGAUGACAUUCCAGAGGUAAACACAGGCGAUGAACAGACCUUUGCAACUGAAGAUAAAUCAGUAGAACAAGACCAAAGUCAUCACCAAGCAGAUGAUAUUCCAACCAAUGUUGACCAGGCCUCUUCUUCAAAAAAUUCAAUGAAAAAAGGAGACAGACUCCAUCAAGCCAAGAAUAUUCCUACCAAUAAAGGCUUCAAGGGAAAAAGGAAAAUGGCAUUGAUUGUUUUCAUAAUAAUUAUUAUUAUUGUUUGCUUGGUUUUUCUUGCCAAAGUUGAGCUGCCUAACUCUAUGCCAUGCUCAAACAUUUCACGUGGAGAUUUGAUAGCUAACCCAAAAUUGUGGGGUUUAUACUCCCACUAUAUGAUUUAUAUAGGAGAUGGGGAUGUUGUGCACCGAACAGGCGGAAUACGCGACUGGUUCCACUUUAAAAAAGGAAGAAUCAAAAGGGAAAAGCUUGCCGACAUUGUAUCAGAUAGCUCUAUGUGUACAUUGGUUAUUGAAAAUGGGUCAUGGGAGGGUCAUGAACCACUCCCAGUGGAAGAGAUAAUCAAGAGAGCCCUCUCAGCAAUUGGCCAAGAAGGAUUUAAUCUGUUGUCCAAAAACUGUGAACACUUUGCUCGCGAGUGUCGAUACGGGACACCAGUUAGCAAACAAGCUAACAACCUACGAUUUAUACUGAAAGUCAUCAGAAUAAUUACGUUUAUCGUAAUAGUACUGGUAGUACUCUACUGCUUGCUAUUCGCUAUACGCUAUUUGGCAAAAAAACUUCAAACGAAUACAGACGAUUAA
Molecule: messenger RNA, 1379 nt
Organism: Actinia tenebrosa (Australian red waratah sea anemone)
Lineage: Eukaryota; Metazoa; Cnidaria; Anthozoa; Actiniaria; Actiniidae
Biological process (GO): N-acylphosphatidylethanolamine metabolic process
Cellular component (GO): cytoplasm
Molecular function (GO): glycerophospholipid phospholipase A1 activity; A2-type glycerophospholipase activity
Source: RefSeq, a predicted model, not a curated record